Thunnus maccoyii (southern bluefin tuna) is the source of this 1718-nucleotide messenger RNA. RefSeq names its product 5-beta-cholestane-3-alpha,7-alpha-diol 12-alpha-hydroxylase-like. Lineage: Eukaryota; Metazoa; Chordata; Actinopteri; Scombriformes; Scombridae. The transcript has a single exon. The record is from RefSeq and is a predicted model, not a curated record. Bases 124 to 1659 code for a protein of 511 amino acids. Gene Ontology annotation, molecular function: iron ion binding; sterol 12-alpha-hydroxylase activity; heme binding.
UGUGUGCACUUCCAGGAAUACUGAAACCAAUCCCAGAUGUCAAGGGAGGAGCAAAAGUGUCCUUAUUAACCAAGCUGUGGACCUUAACUCCAACUCAUUGUGUGGUUGUCAGACGAAUCAGUCAUGGGACUGCUGCUACCGAUCCUUGUUGUUUUUCUUGCUUCUCUGAUUGGAGGGUUGUACCUCCUGGGGGUUUUUCGAAAGCGGCGACCAGGAGAACCCCCAUUGGAUAAGGGGCUCAUCCCUUGGCUGGGUCAUGUCUUAGAGUUUCGCAGGGACACAUUAAAGUUUCUAGAGAGAAUGAAGCAAAAGCACGGUGAUGUAUUCACAGUGCAGCUGGGAGGACUUUAUUUUACAUUUCUUCAGGACCCUCUGUCAUUUGGGGCAUUUGUCAAGGAGAGUCGAGAAAAGCUGGACUUCAACAACUAUGCCCGGCAACUGGUGCGUAAAGUCUUUGGUUACAUAGGUAUAGAGGAAGAGUACCAGAUUCUCCACAUGUCCACCAACAAGAACCUGAAGGGGGAAGGCCUGGAGGUAAUAACACAAGCCAUGAUGAGUAAUUUUCAGAACCUCAUGUUGCACAACAUCAGCUCAGCUGCAGACCAGAAGACCUGGAUUGAAGAUGGACUGUUUAUGUACUGCUACAAUAUUGUUUUUAGGGCUGGCUACUUAUCCCUGUAUGGCAAUGUGCCGCCCAAGUCUGAAGAGAAUGAGGGGAGUGCCAAAGAGAAAGACAGAGCUGAAUCAGAUGCCUUAUUUUACGAGUUUCGUAAAUAUGACCAACUUUUCCCCAACCUGGCUUAUGGGGUCCUGCCCCCGAGGAAAAGGUUGGAAGCACAGAGGCUAAUGGAAUUCUUCUCGGACGCUCUGUCAGUGCAGAAGAUGAAGGUCAAGGACAACAUCAGUCGCUGGGUGUGGGACAUGCAGCAGGCCAAAGAGGAGUUUGGUAUGGACGAGUCAAUGAUAAACAGGUACAUGUUUGUGCUUCUUUGGGGCGCUCAGGGCAACACGGGUCCUUCUUCAUUUUGGCUGCUCCUCUUCCUCAUGAAGCACCCAGAAGCUAUGAAGGCUGUGAAGGAAGAGGUAGAUAAGGUUCUGAAGAAAUCUGGGCAGGAAGUCACACGUGGUGGCCCUUUGGUCGACCUGACCCGUGACAUGUUAAUGAAAAUGCCAGUCUUAGACAGCGCUGUAGAGGAGACCCUCCGACUCACUACUGCACCACUCCUCAUGAGGGCAGUGAUGCAAGAUACAGCGAUCAAGAUGGCUGAUGGUCAUGAAUUCCUUGUUCGCAAGGGCGACAGAAUGGCAAUCUUUCCAUACAGUGCUGUUCACAUUGACCCAGAAAUCCACCCUGACCCACAUUCAUUCAAAUAUGACCGCUUUCUGAAUCCAGAGGGGAAAAAGAAAACUGAUUUUUACAAAGGAGGGAAGAAGGUGAAGUAUUUCUACAUGCCCUGGGGUGCUGGGGUCUCCAUGUGUCCUGGGCGUUUCCUUGCCACCAAUGAGCUGAAACAGUUUGCUUUCCUCAUGCUUGUCUACUUCGACUUUGAGCUGAAGAAUCCUGAUGAGAAGAUACCUGAAAUUGACUACAGUCGAUGGGGCUUUGGAUCAAUGCAUCCCCAAAGAGACAUUCAGUUUCGAUACAGACUCAGAUAUUAAACCUGCAAUCAGAUUGUUGGGGGUUUUUCUGAUUGUGAUCAUCUCAGUAGGCUUUAAUU